Triticum turgidum subsp. durum (durum wheat) is the source of this 399-nucleotide messenger RNA. Lineage: Eukaryota; Viridiplantae; Streptophyta; Magnoliopsida; Poales; Poaceae. The record is from the annotation of a GenBank genome assembly.
AUGGCGAGUGGCGGCGGCGGAGUGAUGGCCGGGAAGAAGAGGAAGUCCGCGGAGAUGGGCCGCGUCGGAAAUGGAGGAGCGCAGAGGGAUUACUAUCCUCACUACUACGGCGGCGAGCACUACACUUUGGCACGCAGGUACAUGCAGCAGCUGCAGGCGUCGAGCGGCCAGCCGGCGCCACGCCACCAUGAUCACCACCAUGCAUGGCAGAGCAACGCCGCGGCCGUCGCUGCGCCGGCGCCGCCUGUCUUGGAGCGGGACCACCGUCGUCGAGCCCAGGCGCACGGCGGCGGCCAUGCGAGGAAGCCUCGUGUUGCGUUCGUGGACCUUGUCGACUCCGAUGAGGAGGAUGGCCGCGGCAGCGCCGAAGAAGAACUGGACCUCGAGCUCAAGCUCUAG